This is a messenger RNA of Plasmodium gallinaceum, 456 nucleotides long. RefSeq names its product DNA-directed RNA polymerase subunit I, putative. NCBI's taxonomy places the organism in Eukaryota, Apicomplexa, Aconoidasida, Haemosporida, Plasmodiidae. Gene Ontology annotation, cellular component: nucleus; RNA polymerase II, core complex; RNA polymerase III complex. The record is from RefSeq and is a predicted model, not a curated record. The transcript has 2 exons. The coding region runs from base 1 to 456 and encodes 151 amino acids. Gene Ontology annotation, molecular function: DNA binding; DNA-directed RNA polymerase activity. Gene Ontology annotation, biological process: DNA-templated transcription.
AUGGAUGGUUUUAAUGAUGUUUAUUUGAAUGAUGAUGAUGAAUAUAUGGGAGAUGAAUUUGGUCAGGGUGUUGAUAGUGACGAUGGAGAUAAUUAUGAUAAUGAUAUAGAUAUAAUAACUGAUAAUCAAAUAAAGAAAGAUAAGUCAGAUUAUGAAAACUCUGAAGGAAAUGACGAUAGUAUAAGAAUAACAAGUCCAUAUUUAACAAAAUAUGAAAAAGCAAGAAUUAUUGGUACAAGAGCUUUACAGAUAAGCUUAAAUGCCCCUUUAACUAUACCUAUUGAAACACAGAAUGAUUCAAAUAAUAAAAGUGAAUAUGAUAACUAUUUAAAUAAUGACCCAUUAGUCAUAGCAGAAAAGGAAUUAUACAAUAAAUCUAUUCCUUUUAUAUUAAGAAGAUACUUGCCUAAUGGUAGUUAUGAAGACUGGAAAUUAGAUGAACUUAUAAUUGAUUAA